UGACAGUUGACAUAAAAACAUGUGAUGUUUCGAAGAUGUAAUCUUAUUUCGUUAAAUAAGUUUUAAUUUUAAAUUAAACAUUGGUUGGAUCCUGCUAAAAACGUAAUUAAAGUAUUUUAAUUUAAAUCUAAAUGUAUUAAAAAUCAAAUAUGAAGGGAAAAGUGUUCAUUGGGUUGGUGCUAAUAUUCUGCGUACUGGUGACGUGGCUCUUUGGACAUUUUUACCAUGAAUUAUUGGUGGCAUAUGAACAAAACGGGACUCUUGCACAAUCUGAAUAUUCAUGGGUUUUCCGAUUGCUACUGAACUGUUUGGGUUAUUCCACAAUAGUGCUGCCUGCUUUUAUCCUAUACAAGUAUUUGGAGAGGACCAAUUACUUUGAUAAAAUAUCAAACACAACAUGGCUAUCGCGUAUCCUACACGCUUGCUUCGCGGAGCAAAACGAGCGGCUGCCAGAGUCGGUUAAGCUGAAGGAGGAAGGUCAGCAUGAGACCCUCGAGCUGGUGUUCUGCUUCUCGGGGCUGAUGGCCGCCUACCUGGUGUGGGGGCUGCUGCAGGAGAAGAUCAUGACACAGGACUACACACUGCGCGACGGGCGCGUGGUGCGGUUCGCGGACUCGCAGUUCCUGGUGUUCAUCAACCGCGCGUCGGCGUGCGCGCUGGCGCUGGCGCGGCUGCGCUGCGCGGGCGCGCCGCUCUUCGCCGCGCCGCUCUACAAGUUCGGCUACUGCUCGCUCUCCAACAUCCUCAGCGCCUGGUGCCAGUAUGAGGCGCUCAAGUACGUCAGCUUCCCCACGCAGGUACUGUCCAAGUCGUGCAAGGUGAUCCCGGUGAUGCUGAUGGGCAAGCUGAUCUCGCGCAACACGUACGAGCUGUACGAGUACGCGUCGGCGCUGCUCAUCUCCGUCGGCAUGGUCAUGUUCAUGUACGGGAGCCAUGAUGAUUACGCUGCGUCGACAGCGACGUCGGUGUCGGGCGUGUGCCUGCUGGCGCUGUACAUGUCGUGCGACAGCUUCACGUCGUCGUGGCAGGGCGCCCUGUUCGCGCGCUACUCGCUGCGCCCGCUGCAGAUGAUGGGCGCCGUCACGCUCUGCUCCUGCGCGCUCUCCGCCGCCGCGCUGCUGCGCGCCCCCCGCGGGCCCCUGCUGGCGCUGCUGCAGCACCCGAUAUUCGUGUCCGACUGCGUGCUGCUGUCGGCCAGCUCGGCGCUGGGGCAGGUGCUCAUCUACCGCACCAUCGCGCGCUUCGGCGCUGUCGUCUUCACCAUCAUCAUGACGCUCAGACAGGCGGUGUCGAUCCUGGUGUCGUGCGCGGUGUACGGGCACGCGGUGUCGGCGGGCGGCGCGCUGGGCGUGCUGCUCGUGUUCGCCGCCGUGUUCCUGCGCCUGCACUGCCGCCGCCGCCACAAGCGCGCGCCGCAGCCCGCCUAGCGCGCCGCCCCGCCGCCCCCGCC
Molecule: messenger RNA, 1450 nt
Organism: Zerene cesonia (dogface butterfly)
Lineage: Eukaryota; Metazoa; Arthropoda; Insecta; Lepidoptera; Pieridae
Gene: sll
Product: adenosine 3'-phospho 5'-phosphosulfate transporter 1
Exons: 9
Coding region: 150-1427 (425 amino acids)
Biological process (GO): transmembrane transport
Cellular component (GO): endoplasmic reticulum membrane; Golgi membrane
Molecular function (GO): 3'-phosphoadenosine 5'-phosphosulfate transmembrane transporter activity
Source: RefSeq, a predicted model, not a curated record